AUGGCUUCACACCUCAGAGAAUCCUUUAAGCCCCAGUUACCAAAUAAUGACCCUUUAUUAGACUGCAUGGAGUUUAUUCCAACCCAGGUUUCUCCUGUGCAGUGGGAAGAAGCUAUCUCUAACUCGCCAAUUGCUCAGCUCAACUUUCCCCAAAAUGACAGUGUCUCCUGUGCAAAGCAGGUGCUGCAAGCACUCUGGGAGACUUUUAACUCCUUGUUGCAGCCCGAAAAGCAGAGCAAGGAGCAGAUGAUUUCUCAACUUGUCUUGAAGGAGUUUCUCAUCACUAGUAAAUGCAAGGACAAGUUUGCCUUUAAAGAGAAAUGGGAAUCAAGUGACAGAAACAUGGGGAGAUUCAUGGAGGGUCUGACUGAUGAGUGCUUGAAGCCUCCUGUCAUGGUUCACAUCGCCAUGCAGGGGCAGAAAGCCCUCUUUUCUGAGACCAUGUCCUUAAAAGAAGCCAUCAACCUUCUGAAAGAGCAGCAAUCAUCAAGAAGUUCAACACAAGAGAAUGCAAGGACACCCUUUCCAGUCUCCUAA
Peromyscus eremicus (cactus mouse) is the source of this 537-nucleotide messenger RNA. RefSeq names its product zinc finger and SCAN domain containing protein 4F-like. Lineage: Eukaryota; Metazoa; Chordata; Mammalia; Rodentia; Cricetidae. The coding region runs from base 1 to 537 and encodes 178 amino acids. The record is from RefSeq and is a predicted model, not a curated record. The transcript is spliced from 2 exons.